Conger conger (European conger) is the source of this 2868-nucleotide messenger RNA. It is a transcript of the gene glt8d1, whose product is annotated as glycosyltransferase 8 domain containing 1. The transcript has 10 exons. Gene Ontology annotation, molecular function: glycosyltransferase activity. Lineage: Eukaryota; Metazoa; Chordata; Actinopteri; Anguilliformes; Congridae. Gene Ontology annotation, cellular component: Golgi apparatus. The record is from RefSeq and is a predicted model, not a curated record. The coding region runs from base 154 to 1272 and encodes 372 amino acids.
UAGGCAUUUAGGAAACCGCACAUUUGGUGGGCCAUUGAAGCAUAGCUAGCUAGCUAUAGUUAGCUAAAAGAAACUCGAUUGUUGAUGUCGAGUUGGCACUUUGGCUUUGAAGUUAGCUAGCGGACUUGUACCUAGGCUUGUAUAUGGGGCAAGAUGACCGUACGAAGAGUCAACAUUGUAAUUCUGGUGCUGAUUGCCAUCGCAUUUCUUAUAAUUGUACACCGAAAUCUUCUGAGCCUGAGUGACUUCUUAAAGAGUGAAAGCACAGAUGCAUUACCUGGUGUGUUGCACCCUUUUGACCCUGACUUUUCCAUCGAUUCUCCACGAAAAUCUGAAGUUGCCAGAACUGGCGAAGAAAUUCCUGUCGUGAUCACGGCACCAGAGGAGAGACUGGGUGCUGUGGUAGCAGCUAUGAACAGCGUAUACCGUAACAGCAAAGCCAACAUUGUUUUCAAUAUUGUGACCAUGAAUAACACAGAAGAUCACCUAAAAACUUGGCUCAGCAAAACUCACUUGAGUGAAGUCAAAUAUAAAAUUAUUCAGUUUGAGCCAAGCAUUGUGAAUGGAAAAAUAUCAAAGGAUCCUCAGAAGGUUGACACUGUGAAGCUGCUGACAUUUGCGAGAUUUUAUAUGCCCAUGUUCGUUCCGGAUGCAGAGAAAGCAAUCUAUCUAGAUGAUGAUGUCAUUGUGCAAGGUGACAUCCAGGAACUAUUUGACACUAACCUCAAGGCAGGGCAUGCAGCUGCAUUCUCUGAUGAUUGUGACUCUGCAUCCUCCAAAGGUAUCAUUCGAGGGGCUGGAAAUCAGAACAACUACAUUGGCUUCUUGGAUUUCAAAAAGGAAGCAAUUAAAAAGCUUGCUAUGCGGGCCAACACAUGCUCUUUCAACCCAGGGGUCUUUGUGGCCAAUCUGACUGAGUGGAAACACCAGAACAUCACCAGCCAGCUGGAGAGAUGGAUGGAACGGAACUUGGAGGAAGACCUCUACAGCAGGGCUCUGGCUGACAGUGUCACCACGCCUCCCUUGUUGAUUGUUUUCUACAAGCGUCACUCCAGCAUUGAUCCAAUGUGGCACGUCCGGCACCUUGGAUUCAGCGGAGCUGGAAAUCGAUACUCCCCCCAGUAUGUCAAAGCUGCCAAACUUCUACAUUGGAAUGGACAUUACAAGCCCUGGGGCAGGACUUCGUCUUUCUCUGAUAUUUGGGACAAGUGGUACAUUCCCGAUCCAACUGGAAGGUUUCACCCCAUCCGAAAACAUACAGAAGACAAGUAAACCUUUGGACUAUAAGCUACACGGUUUCUCUUUUCCUCAGCCUAUUGUUGAAUUCUGAGGAAGGUUUACUUGAUUCAAGAACAUUACACCAUGUGAAAUUCACAGAUUCUUGUGUAGGAUUAUCACACAUUUUCUCAGUUUACUGGUGCAGUACCGAUCAUAUAACUGAAGGUGACCUACUACUGUGCCCCAGGGAAAUAGUUUUUUCUGUGGAUUUCACAGGUUUAGAAGUACUCCAUCAAAAUGUUGACCCUUCUGCUCAUCAGAAACUUAAGGGACAAGGAACAAAAACAGCAGGGUGGAAUUUAAAUAAGAAAUCUGCUUGUUUAAUUUAGCCAUUAUAGUUGUGGAGCUUCUGAUUAGCUAGGAGGGUCAAGGGCCUUUUUAAUUCCAGCCUGUUGCCUAAUGUCUUGCACUUUAUAUUUUUACAUAUGUGGUGUUCAUAGCCGGACCAAGUUUAAUGCAGUUGCUGUCGUAUUGCCAACAUUUUACAAAGAACUAAAAUCAUGCAUGAGAUUUAAUUUAAGCUUUUGUUAUUGCAUUUUGGCAGCUGCUUUGGUGUUAAUGCGGUCACUGAUUAUUAUUAUUAUUUUUUUUUUUUUAUCAUGAAGAUAUAAGGAUCUUGACCACUUGAGCUUUUUCACUUGGGAGUUGUUGAACAUGUUUUUUCAGGGAAAUGUUCCCACUUUGCUAAUGCGCACAGUUGUAUGUUAAAAAAACCCAGAGAAUAUUUUGCAUACUACAGGUAUUUCUGACCAUUGAUUUAAUAUAAAAGAUCUAAUUUUAUUAUCCAUAUGAAACUGCAUUAUGCAUAUGCAUGGUGUAAAUUCUUUCCUAGAAUUUUCAGGAAAGACCGCCUUUGAGGAGUGAUUUUCUCUAUUCUCUGGAACCAUUCCUGGGAAAUCCUGUCUCUGACAUGACCCGGAGGUAACCUUUUUUUAAAAGCUAAAUGUAUGUGCAUAUGCUGUAAAUGAAGUGCUACUGAAAAUGUCUGUCGUUUAUAUAUUAUAUUGCUUGCUUUUUGCCAGAAAAUAAUGUAGUAUUUUCCAAACUAUUGCAGUAUCCAUACGGGCUCAAACACGUUUUACACGGGAACUGGGAACACGGGAAAUAUCCUCAGAAAUCUAAAUGUAGCCUAAUGCUAUGCUAUUGGAUAUGAGGAGAAAGGGGGAAAGGUGGCUGCUUAAAAGGCAGAGGGCAUGAUCUGCCUUUUACAUGUACAUUUUACAUGUACUGUACAUGCAGCAAAAAGGAAACGGGACAUACAUUUGUCAGGGUAUCACCAAACUGCAGCCUGCUCAUAAUGCAUGGUGGACAUGUAGUCUGCCCCUUUACCAAUGUAUGAAUUGACAUUUCAGCCACUCAAAGGUUUUUUUUAAAGGAUUUCCCUGUAAUGUCAGAAGCUGCAAUUAACAAGGUCUAAUUUGGUUGCAUGUGGAAGCAGCUCCUCCUGUAAAUAAUUUAUUAGAUCUUGUAUUUUUUGGAAUUGUACUCUUCAGGGUCAGUCUAUAUGUAUUGGCAAAACAAAACCAAUGUAAGGAUGCUUCUAAGUCUGCCUUGUUGAACUAAAGUUGAAUAAAGACCUGAGUACAUGAA